AUGGCACCGAACAACUUUAUGGACUCUCUGAGCACUUCUUUUACUCUGUGGAUGUACAUUUCCAAUGUGGUUAACAACGUUCGCCCAUCCUUACGACUAGGAGCUUUGCUUUGUCUGACUUUAGCGCACAACAUCUUUUGGGUCUACACAAAUUACCCUAGUUACGACCUUGGUGACCACGAGAAUCUCAAAUGCAUUAAG
This is a messenger RNA of Ilex paraguariensis (yerba mate), 201 nucleotides long. Lineage: Eukaryota; Viridiplantae; Streptophyta; Magnoliopsida; Aquifoliales; Aquifoliaceae. The record is from the annotation of a GenBank genome assembly.